Molecule: messenger RNA, 594 nt
Organism: Miscanthus lutarioriparius
Lineage: Eukaryota; Viridiplantae; Streptophyta; Magnoliopsida; Poales; Poaceae
Source: the annotation of a GenBank genome assembly
AUGCCGAGGGCUGGAGAUUUUGGAGAUUGGGAUUCUGGGUGGAGGAAGACGCCGUUCCCUGCUCAAGACGCCGGGGGUCGUGGGAGGGCGAGUCGCCAGAAGCUUAACCAAGGCUGUGCUGGUAGCGGUAAUGCUGGUACUGGGCAUGUUCUGUCAGGGAUGGGUUUGAUUCUGCCGCAGAUGGAGGGUGCUGAGCUUGCCGGGGUUCUGAUUCUGGAAGAACUUGUUUAUCGUGAAGAAAACUGCAGUCCUGCUGAUAUUUAUGUACCGGCGGAUGUGAACCAUGAGAAGGCAAAGUCUUUGGAAAAGAGAGUGGCUGAUCUGGAGCAGUGUCUUUGCAUUUGUUCUAGUGUUGUUGAGAGCAAGGAGAGGAGCAUCGAUACUCUGAAGCGUCGCUAUGGCAACCUGUUUGUGGAUGCUGUUCGUAUGUGCAGGCAGUUUAAUGGUGUUUUAUCUGUGGUGGCCAUUGGUUUGGAUGACCCUUCUCCUAUUCCUGAGGAAGUGAAGUUUUUCUAUGAUGGCCUGAGGCCGCCCAAAACCCACAUUGAACAAUUAGUUGCUGUUCUUGUCACACUUCUUAACCAUGGUCUGUAA